AUGUCGUCGUCGUUGUUGUCGUCGUCGGUGGCGGACGGAAGAGCACAAGAUUUGACUUUGCUUGAUUGCAGCCGUCUUUUGUUUGAAGCACUCGGGGAAUGUUCAACGGACAAGUUGAAAUUGGUUAUAUGUACACACAGUGUGGAUGACGUCAGUCACAGUUUACUCCAACGCAAUGACGACGGUGAAACACCUUUGGUGGUCGCCAUGAAAAGCAAACGGUCUUCAUUGGCACUACAGUGUGUUGAAGAAUUGGUCGACUUUCUACAGCGUUGGCAUAGUCCCCUGCUGGAUGACGGAGAGGAUCAAGACUCUUAUGACAAUAAUUACACGCUGUUUGCAAAGAUUAUUGAUGAGCUAUCCAACUCUGUUCCUAUUUUGGAUGUGAUGGAUCAUCUCAUCAACGACCACUGCUCUGUCGCUUGGUUGGAUCUCGUUGCCCAUGUUUUCUCCAGUUCCACCACCCUUACACGGGAGACGAAAAUUAUUGCAUUGGAACUGAUUGGUGCUUACUUGAUAAUGGACGACACAUAUUUAACAUAUUAUAGGCCAUUUUCAGUUUCAGCGGCAAAGAUUGGAUUACAGUACUGGCGGCGAGCCAUGAGUUUUCGCCUUUUUCCACGUGACGGUGAGCCUCCUCUCCCCAAAAGACCGCAUGUGGCGGUGGCAACGGAAGCGUCUGUGGCCGUCUUUGGCUCUCUCGUGGAAGUGACGACCAUGCAAGAAUUGGACGUGUUGCGGGAAGAGAUUCAACGUGGUUUUUACACGCUGCAACAUCACGACGGGCAAGAAAGACCCUUGACUAUGCUUUUGCAUGGGCAUGCCCUUCUUGUUGCACGCCGGAUCGGUAAGCAACACUAUGCAGACGGACCCUACGCUCUCUAUCUCCGUUAUUUAAUGGGCUUUCCUCCCAUCCACUACGAUUGGUAUUUGUGCUACGGGGACUUUGACGAAGACAACCAUCUUGUGCUGAGCAUUUGCGUACUCAUUUUGCAACAGGUGAAUGGUUACGACCCCAGAAACAUUUCGGCGCUUUCCUUUAAGAUGUUGAGCAGAACACUACGCCUCAUGUCAUCCGUGUUAAUCUCGCUGGUAGACACACGGCCUGGAACACUUGGAAGGGAGCACUUGUCUUGCGCCAAUCUCCUCGUGCCUCCCCAAUUUUUCGCCACCAUUUUGAAUUAUUUUGAAGCGCCACAGUGUUUCUCUUUUAAACGGUGGGAAGGAUUCGAAAAUUUUGGUGAACUUGUUAUUCGCUUUCUAUACGUUGUGGAUUCAAUUUCCCCCCAUUUGACUGAUGUAGAAAAGCAGCAGUUGGAAGAGCUCUAUUCAACCGUUAUUCGCUGCUGCUUUUCAGAACGUUCCACGACUGUGCUUCAGGCGGCAAUUGAGCACGGUGACGAGUAUGACUCCGAGUACGAUGUAACAAUCAAUCUGGUUACACUAGUUCUCAAACUUGGAGUCGACCCGAACGUAAUCGGUCCGUUUGGCAAAACUCCGCUUCAUUAUAUGGCUGCCCAGUUUCAUCGUUUGCCGGAAAUUCUGCCUAUAUUCCAGGCUGUGGUUGACUCUGGUGGACAUCUCGACAUGGCCGCCUUCGACGGUGAAACUGUUAUCGACAUUCUCAAGCGGUCGGUACAGUUCAUAAAAGACAACAGCCACCUGGGCUACAGCGCCCCUCCUUACUACGCUUCGCUAUUGAACACCGUGUUUCCCCUGUCUUGCUUAUGCGCUCGAGUUAUCCGGGAGCAUGGCAUUCCGUUUGAUGGGGGUCGGCUUCCGCUUCGUCUCCAAGAAUUCGUCGCUCGUCACAGCGCUGCCGAUGUACGCAUCGGAGACGACGUACCGUUAACCUAUGAUCACUACAUGGGUCAUUGA
Daphnia pulicaria is the source of this 1878-nucleotide messenger RNA. RefSeq lists its product as uncharacterized. The transcript is spliced from 2 exons. Lineage: Eukaryota; Metazoa; Arthropoda; Branchiopoda; Diplostraca; Daphniidae. The record is from RefSeq and is a predicted model, not a curated record. Bases 1 to 1878 code for a protein of 625 amino acids.